CCCCCUUCCCUUUUAGCCUCGGGCGCGGGGGAGGCUCGGCAGACCUGCUGACUGGGAACCGAUAUGGCAGCGACUUUGGGGAGCGGGGAGCGCUGGACGGAAGCUUACAUUGAUGCAAUCAGAAGAAACAAAUACCCAGAAGACAGACCUCCUGAAAGUCAUGACCCCUGUGGUUGCUGUAACUGCAUGAAGGGACAGAAGGAAAAGAAGUCUGAGAAUGAAUGGAAUCAGACCCGACAGGGUGAGGGGAAUUCCACUUAUACAGAGGAGCAACUGCUUGGAGUACAAAGGAUCAAGAAAUGCAGAAAUUACUAUGAAAUUCUGGGAGUUUCACGAGAUGCUAGUGAUGAAGAGCUUAAGAAAGCUUACCGAAAACUUGCCCUGAAAUUUCAUCCUGACAAGAACUGUGCUCCUGGAGCAACAGAUGCUUUCAAAGCAAUAGGAAAUGCCUUUGCAGUCCUGAGCAAUCCUGACAAGAGACUCCGCUAUGAUGAAUAUGGAGAUGAACAGGUGACUUUCACUGCCCCUCGAGCCAGACCUUAUAAUUAUUACAGGGACUUUGAAACCGACAUCACUCCAGAAGAGCUAUUCAAUGUCUUCUUUGGAGGACAUUUUCCUACAGGAAAUAUUCAUAUGUUUUCAAAUGUGACAGAUGACACACACUAUUACCGCCGGCGGCACCGACAUGAGAGAAUGCAGACACGGAAGGAAGAGGAAGAGGAUAAGCCUCAGACUACAUAUUCUGCAUUUAUUCAGUUACUUCCAGUUCUGGUGAUUGUGAUCAUAUCUGUGAUUACUCAGCUGCUAGCUGCUAAUCCCCCAUAUAGUCUAUUCUAUAAAUCGACCUUGGGCCACACCAUUUCUAGAGAAACCCAGAACCUACAGGUGCCUUACUUCGUGGAUAAAAACUUUGACAAGGCCUACAGAGGUGCAUCUCUGCGAGACCUGGAGAAAACGAUAGAGAAGGAUUACAUUGAUUACAUCCAGACCAGUUGUUGGAAGGAGAAACAACAAAAGUCGGAGUUGACCAAUUUGGCAGGAUUAUACAGAGAUGAACGAUUGAAACAGAAAGCAGAAUCGCUGAAACUUGAAAACUGUGAAAAACUUUCCAAACUUAUUGGCCUACGCAGAGGUGGCUGAGAGGCUGAUAGUUGUACGCAGGCUCGGGGUUUUGCUACAUGUUACUGUUUAUGUUCCUAAUUCCAUUUUAUAAUACAAAAUUAGGAAAUGAUGAACAUUUCACAAUUUACUAACUUUGUUUGGUGGGCAGAGUUGGAGGCGCUUCAGCAUGGAGCCAGACUUGUCAUCACAGAAUCCUUCCUGGGGGUUGGCUUCAGGAACAAGGGGCACGUCAUCUAAAUUCAUGGCCAAGCAUUAGAUCCAGCCCCCUGCGCCGUACCUACCUGCCUCUAGGAAUGUAGUUCAGGGCAUCCCAGAGCAGAUUCAUAUUUUCUUCUUUCUUCAGUGAAGUCUUAAUACCCAGUCAUUCCUAGGUUUAGCCAAAGCAGCUUAAUAUUGGUUGUUUACAAUGUGCAACGAGAAUUAUACCUCUCCUUUUGUUAAAGUCAUCUCCCCACCAGAUGCAGUUGUUUUGACAACUCAGCUUUCCAUUUUCAAAGGGGACCGCAGAGAAACGCAAACUGUUGUCCACAGUUUUCCAUUUGCCUAAUCUAUAUUCAGUUACUGGCGUUAGCAAACUACCUGAUUUCAGUUUCUUUUACUUUCUUAACCCUCUCUCUUACAGAGGGCCCAGAAAUUAAGAGUUAUUGAGUAAACAGUUCAAUGGACACACAGAAACAGGGGCCAGGGGUAAAGGUAAAAUGCAAGCCUGAGUCUCAGCUGUUCAGUACAGUUUCCCUAGUCCAUCAUAGAACCCAGAGAAUGUUGUCAUUUUUCCUUGCAGCAUCACACUUGAGCUGAGUCCCUAUACCCCAUAGAGGUACAGUGGUCAGACCUAAGAGGAGACAUUCCCAUCUAGCCAGGCUGCUCAGAUCUAGAGAUAGAGAGGAAAGACCCUUAGUCUGUGGCUUUGGGGCCUGGCGGGAUCUGGCGUUGGCCCAGCAAUCACUUUGUCUAACCCAGUGACCUGUGGUUGUGAUAGGAGAUGCUUUUUUCACGUAGUCAGUGUCUGUUAAGUGCCUGGUAUGGAUGAGAACAUCGGCCCAGAGAGGCUACAUGGUUGACCUGGGUCACACAACUGGUUAUGGCAGAGCUAGAUGGUAGGCUGAUUAUCAAGUACAAAGUGAGUGCACAUCCUCCUUGCUCAGGUGAUUCUAGCCAUAUUGGUAAAAGCAGAAGCUUUCCCAAGGAUGCCCCUCCCGCACCACCUCCCAGCCUGGGACCUGGUAUCCUUUCUAUGGCAGUCCUGCAUCCACUCAGCACACCUCACUACACCACUUAUCAUACCAAACAAAAAGAGGCAACUCUUCCCACUGGUGACAAGGAAGAGGGAAGCCAUCUCAUGGACUGUGUGGUUCUGGGACUUCUUGUGGAGGUGAGCUAUAGGAUUGAGCUGCGCAGAUUCUAUCAUGAAUCUGAACCUAGAAGGAUCAGUAGGUGACUAUAGUCAACACUCCAAGUUUUUUUCAGGAUGGAAGAAAAGUUCCUGUUGCAAGGAAAGUCUACAUUAAAACUCAUUUCCAAAGUAGAGUUUCUCCUUUCAGUGGCAGAGCCACGAUUUAAGCAGAUGUAUUUAGUAUGGGUCCACCUCGGGGCAUCCCACAGGGUCAGGAGAUGAGUGCAGAGGUUAAGAGUGGGACUUUGGUGGCUGGUAGGAGACACCUGCUCAGUUCCAGGGAGGGAGAGCAGCUCCAGAGAUGGCCAAAUUUUUGUCACCCGACUAGGUCUGCCUUCCUGGGUUUGGGGGGACUUCCUUGUUCCCCUUGGAGUGACUGAAAGGAUUUACAUGGUAAAAUGUGCCUGUGAGCCAGAUGGGCUGUAGAAAGUUGUUUUCCUAUACAUACAAAAAUCAAAGCUCUACUCUCCCCAACUCCAACCUCUGCUAGAAAAUGGGCCAUAAUUAAACUGACUUGACAGGUUAAAAGUCCCUGUUCUAGGUGCCCAUGAAUAGUAUAGUCACACAUUUUAUGGAUUUCAUGGCAGAGAUGAGUUAUCUGUGAUGAUACUCAAUAGAGGCAAUACUAACUCACUUCAUUAGAUGUCAAGUCUGUUGUCUGUUUUUAUAGCACUGAUAGUACCGUUUUAUUUAUUAUCUAAUAGACCACAACACUCACAUCUGGUUUUCCUCAAGGGGAUGGUAUGUGCUUUGGAUUGAAGGAUAGUUUAAUCUAUUUGGUAAUGUCCAGAAUAUUGUUAAACUGUAAUUUUCUGGGUUGCAUUUUUAAAUGGGUUGUUUGCAUGGUGGUAAAAUAAGUGUUUUCCUCUUGCCUACAUCAUUUGGAAGGUUUUAUCAUAUAUAAACUUUCUAGUUAUGGCUUAUUCUUGCUGUCAGAACUUGGCAUGCAGCUCUCGACUAUUUUUGUGAGCAUGAAUGCAGACUGGAGACGGGGCUAAGAAGUAGGGCUUGAGGCUCAAGCAGAAACUGAAGCUCUCAAAAGAAUGGAAGUGCCUUCUGCAGUGCAUGAUCAAAAGUGAGGAGGGUAGGAUAAAAACCCUUCUCAUUACAAAGGGCACCACAAUUUGAAGGCAUCUGUGUCCCCAGAUUAGCAACCCUGGGGUUCAUCUGCUAAAACUACAAGGCUUCUGAACUUCCUUGAUCGGCUCCAGGGCUCACAGUUUGGGAGAAGUGACCAGUAAGAAAACACCAUUGCUAUUCUUUCUGUUGGAAACUUAGAAAUUAUGCUACUCCAAACCCCACGUGGAAUCCAGCAACCUGGCCAAGCUAUGUGUUACUCUCAUUUACAUCCUCACACUCAGGACUGGCUUUGUGAGGAGACACUGUUGGGAUUCCAGAGCUUUCUGUUAUGAAUGGCCACACAUGCGAGUUCAUUGUCUGCAUGCAUUGUUUCUCACAGGAGCUAGCACUUAAUUAGUAUUUAUUUUUUAUUCAUUUAAGGCGUAAGCUUAGUGUCCUAAUAUAUUUUUGGAAAGGACCAACUUACUAUACAUCUUAUUUUUUGAGCCUGCAUUGUUGAUACCUCGUGCAGUGACCACCAAGAAACUAUAUACCUAUGUGUUAGAUAUUGAUUACAUCAUUUGCAUCACAUUGAGUAUUUGUAAUUAAAGAUAUGAAUGUUCUGUGACCAAAACCAGGUUUGACAAAGAUGGAAUCAGCUUAUGGUGGAGUGAGAAUCCUGAAAAAUCUGGUCACCUGAUUCACAGCAUCUGGACUGAGUGUAUUUUAACAGAGAAAGAAAUUAAAUGAUUUUAUAUUAAAAGAA
Dama dama (fallow deer) is the source of this 4340-nucleotide messenger RNA. It is a transcript of the gene DNAJC18, whose product is annotated as DnaJ heat shock protein family (Hsp40) member C18. Gene Ontology annotation, cellular component: endoplasmic reticulum membrane. Gene Ontology annotation, molecular function: Hsp70 protein binding. The transcript is spliced from 8 exons. Gene Ontology annotation, biological process: cellular response to misfolded protein. The record is from RefSeq and is a predicted model, not a curated record. Bases 64 to 1140 code for a protein of 358 amino acids. NCBI's taxonomy places the organism in Eukaryota, Metazoa, Chordata, Mammalia, Artiodactyla, Cervidae.